Clonostachys rhizophaga is the source of this 1191-nucleotide messenger RNA. The record is from the annotation of a GenBank genome assembly. NCBI's taxonomy places the organism in Eukaryota, Fungi, Ascomycota, Sordariomycetes, Hypocreales, Bionectriaceae.
AUGGCCUCCGAUUCCCAAAAGAUCAUUGACAUCCUCGAAGGCGUCAACCAUGCCUCCUUUGCUAACGAGGUAGAGCGUCUCCGCGUUCGUGCGGCUGCCCGCAAGCUACUUGCAAAGGUGGAGUCGCCUUAUGAGCGAGCUUGGGGUUUCUGCUUCGAGCACCCUGUUGUCUUUGCUGCUCUCCAGACUUCCAUUGACCUCGGUCUCUGGGCUGCCUGGAAUGCUUCCGGCGGUGGUGACAAAACCAUUGAUGAUCUAGUUAAGCUUGCCAAGCAUGAUAUCCAGCCAAACCUGCUUCGUCGACUGUUCCGUCUGCUGGCCGCGUUCAACGUGGUUGAAGAGGUGGGCGUGGACACAUUCAAGCCCACCCCCUUCUCAGCCGCCAUUGGCGACGAGAACACCAAGGUCCGAGCCUCUCUCGAAGCUGCUAACAACCAGUACAUCUUGGCAGGCCACAAUCUGCCCAAGUACCUGGCCAAGAUUGGCUACCAAGAGCCCACAGCUGCAGAGAACAACAACCAUUCGGGUAGCGACCCCGAUGGUCUGAACUUCUUCGGGCGUCUGCAAAGGAGCCCCAAGUUUUACGAAGAUUUCACUGGCCACAUGGAGGCAUGGACCACCUGGAAGACCCCCUGGACCAAGCUCUACGACCCCAAGAAGCUCAUUGAGGGCGCCACCAUUACGGAGAGUGCUCCCCUUGUUGUUGACCUGGGUGGCAACACUGGCAUCGACAUCUCCCAUGUCCUUACCGCCCAGCCUGGCCUGCCUGCUGGGGCACUCGUCCUUCAGGAUCUCCCUGAGAUCAUUGCCCGUGCGAAAGUUGACCCUAAGAUCACCGCUACGGCUCACGAUUUCUUCCUCCCCCAGCCCGUCAAGGGAAGCAGAGCCUACUUCAUGCACGCGGUCCUUCACGACUGGGCUGAUGACAAGGCCACUGAGUUGCUGAACAACACCCGUGAGGCCAUGGUCAAGGGUUACUCCAAGCUCUUUGUUUACGACAUCGUGCUGCCUCCCCAGGGCGCAAGUAUCAGCCAGACCACCAUGGAUGUCGAGAUGAUGUCUCUCCUUUCAGCCAACGAGCGUACCAAGGACCAGUGGGAGAAGUUGCUGACCGGUGCUGGCUUCAAGAUUGUCAACUACCACCCCGACCCCCAGGAGUACGAGAUGUUGAUCGAGGCUGAGAUCGCCUAG